AAUUUGAAAAUAAUGUAAUAUUGAAUGUAGGCGCCCAACACAGAACUUUCUCUUAGUGUGUCAGGUUGAUUCUAUUCACAGUUGGCUGUUAAAUUCUUCCCCAUAUUAAGGCUCGCGGAAAGCUUUUUCUCCAGAUAUUUUGCUUUCUCGAUGGGUCAAAAACAAUCUAGUCAAGAAGGAAAUAAGAAGGAUGAUAAGACUAAACGAAGAGAAUUCGAUCCGCCAGUACCUACUAGAAUGGGCAAACACAAACGAUCUAAAGGGCCUGAUAGUGCCAACAAAUUACCUCAAGUCACACCUCAUACACGUUGUAAACUUCGUCUAUUAAAAAUGGAGAGAAUUAAGGAUUUUCUACUUAUGGAAGAAGAGUUUAUCAAAAAUCAGGAGCGUCUUAAAACGGAUGAAGAGCGCCAUGAGGAGGAACGGUCAAAAGUUGAUGAUUUGCGUGGCACUCCAAUGUCUGUGGGAACCCUGGAAGAAAUUAUUGACGACAAUCACGUUGUAGUAUCUACCUCUGUUGGUAGCGAGCACUAUGUUAGCAUUCUUUCCUUCGUCGAUAAGGGUAUGCUUGAACCUGGGUGUUCUGUCUUGUUAAACCACAAAGUUCAUGCUGUUGUUGGUGUCUUGACAGACGAAACCGAUCCUAUGGUUACAGUUAUGAAGUUAGAAAAGGCUCCACAAGAAACAUACGCUGAUAUUGGCGGACUCGAUGUACAAAUUCAGGAGAUUAAAGAAUCAGUUGAGCUACCUUUAACUCAUCCAGAACUUUAUGAAGAAAUGGGUAUUAAACCCCCCAAAGGUGUAAUCUUGUACGGUGCACCAGGGACAGGCAAAACAUUGCUAGCUAAGGCUGUUGCUAACCAAACAUCAGCUACCUUCCUUCGGGUUGUCGGGUCAGAAUUAAUUCAAAAGUAUUUGGGUGAUGGUCCAAAAUUGGUUCGUGAGUUGUUUCGGUUGGCAGAAGAAAAUGCACCUAGUAUCGUAUUUAUUGAUGAGAUCGAUGCAGUGGGGACAAAAAGGUAUGAAUCAAAUUCAGGUGGUGAACGCGAAAUACAGAGGACAAUGUUAGAAUUACUUAAUCAAUUGGAUGGUUUUGAUUCUCGUGGAGACGUGAAAGUUAUUAUGGCCACUAACAGGAUUGAAACGUUGGACCCUGCGCUAAUCAGACCUGGUCGAAUCGAUCGUAAAAUCGAAUUUCCACUACCUGAUGAGAAAACAAAACGUCGUAUUUUCAGUAUUCAUACAAGUCGCAUGACUUUAGCUGAAGAUGUAAAUUUGGAGGAAUAUGUUGCUUCUAAAGAUGAACUUUCAGGUGCUGACAUCAAGGCUAUUUGUACUGAAGCUGGGUUAUUGGCUCUACGAGAAAGAAGGAUGAAAGUCACUGACGAAGAUUUCAAAAAGGCGAGAGAGAAUGUACUUUAUCGGAAAAGUGAAGGGACACCUGAAGGACUUUAUCUAUAACUUGGCUCAUUUCUGCACUCUGUAAAAUAUAUGUACGCAAACAUGUUUCACUUACUAAUAUCUUGUUUAUUUCACAGUAUAUCUUCUUACUGAAUUAUUUUAAUCUACGUGUUCAAAUAUUUUCUGAGCGGCCUUGUGUUUGUUAUCGGAUCCAUACUCCUGUAAAUCUGUUCCCAAUUUUGUUGAAUAUAACUCGUUCACUUUUACUCAGAAGACUGACG
This is a messenger RNA of Schistosoma spindalis, 1682 nucleotides long. The record is from the annotation of a GenBank genome assembly. NCBI's taxonomy places the organism in Eukaryota, Metazoa, Platyhelminthes, Trematoda, Strigeidida, Schistosomatidae.